AUGUAUAAAAUUUGGUCAAUUAAGUUGAGUGUAGUGCAUGUGCUAUUUGUGUACUGUGCCUUCAGUAAACUUUGCUCAGGUCAUGAGUCACGUAUUGUUGGUGGCGAUACAGUAAAGGAAAUGGAAAUUAAGUAUCAGGUUUCUGUACGAUCAAAAUCAUCCGAUCAGAGCGCCUUUGGCAGGGGUCAUAUUUGCGGUGGAAGCUUGAUAACUGCUAGUACUAUUUUGACAGCUGCACAUUGUUUAGUGGAUUCAAGAGACUCUCCACGACCAGCAAGCUAUUUUAGAGUGGUAGGAGGCAGCAUUUAUCGGAAUAUCCAAACAGAAAAUACUUUUGUUUCUGAUGUUAAAAAGAUUCAAGUUCACAACAAGUACAAUUCAAAAGGAUUUCUAAACGACGUGGGAGUGAUGAUUUUGUUUACUGCUGUUGCCAAUAAUCAUCCAACAUUGCAGCCUGUUCCAACCAGCGUAAAUGUUCCUUUGAAUGGUACUCGCUGCAUAGCCAGCGGUUGGGGAAGUAUUUAUUUUGAUGGUCCAUCAACUAAUACAUUGAAAGCAGUUAAUAUAUCUAUUAUAUCCAAAGAGCAAUGUAACAAAGCUUCAAGUUACGCGGGUUCUAUAGUUCAAGGUAUGCUUUGUGCGGGAAAUAUGUCUGGAGGAGAAGAUGCAUGUCAAGGUGACUCUGGUGGACCGCUGGUUUGCAACGGAUUGCUAGCUGGUGUCGUAUCACAUGGUGUGGAUUGUGCACGUCCUGGUUUUCCUGGUGUAUAUAGCGAUGUUGCGUAUUUUCGUGAUUGGAUUAAAAAAAAUGAUUCUUCUUUGAAUCAACUAUCGGCAUUCGCAACAUUAUUAUCCGUAUUCUGUAUUGCAGUGUUUAAUUUAGCGAUUUGA
Messenger RNA from Anopheles maculipalpis, 891 nucleotides. Its product is annotated as trypsin eta-like. The coding region runs from base 1 to 891 and encodes 296 amino acids. Gene Ontology annotation, biological process: proteolysis. Gene Ontology annotation, molecular function: serine-type endopeptidase activity. The transcript has 4 exons. NCBI's taxonomy places the organism in Eukaryota, Metazoa, Arthropoda, Insecta, Diptera, Culicidae. The record is from RefSeq and is a predicted model, not a curated record.